Messenger RNA from Aplosporella prunicola CBS 121167, 1194 nucleotides. RefSeq lists its product as uncharacterized. Lineage: Eukaryota; Fungi; Ascomycota; Dothideomycetes; Botryosphaeriales; Aplosporellaceae. Bases 6 to 1166 code for a protein of 386 amino acids. The transcript is spliced from 2 exons. The record is from RefSeq and is a predicted model, not a curated record.
CAAAGAUGCCGACGCACCAACACGUCGCCCAAUGCCCUCAACUUCCUCUCGAGCUAUGGACCCACGUUCUAUCGUUCAUCACUGAUAGUGAACAUAUUCCCAAGCUCUGGGUUUCAGGCAGGCGCGUAUCUCGUCUAUUUCGCGUGGCCACUGAAGAUGCAUUCCUCAAGACGCAGCUCAAGGUCAACACACGGAUCAAAUUCUUUCCACAGCGUACCGAGUUUUGGCAGGAUGACAAAGCGUGGUUCUUCAACUUCACCAUGUGCUUCGACCGUCUUACGGAAGGCGGAUCACGCGCUGUGUUCAAGGACAUACGUUCUGAGACAUGGCUCCGCGACCAUGGAUAUCCGUUCGACCAGUUCAUGGCGAAGUGGAAAAAGGAAAUGAACAAUUAUACUGGCCUCGACGAUGACUUACCGCUACUGCCAGAGGAAACACCCUGGAUGAUUAUCAAUCGCAUACUUGUGCACGACAGUGGCCUUCCGGGUUUACGCGUUGACUACGACAGCCGCGAGAUAUCUUUCGAGUGGUGCGGCAUGUUCGACAAGUUCUACGGCGAGGAACUGUUUGCCCGUCAACAGACUGCGUGUUAUGCUCGCUCCCACCACGACGAUUUGCAGGAAUUAUGUGACUUGCAUGAAUGUGGCGCUUCAGAGAUUUACGAUGCUACCAUAGAUGUCUUCGAGCUGUGUCGUGAAGAUGCAAAGGACGGCUAUGCGACCGCCCGCCGCCAGCGAAUCAAGCAAUGGCACAAAGAGAAUGAUAGUGGCGUAUUGGCGGCCAUCUACUUCAGAACUAGGGCAUUUGACGAGUCCAAAAAGCUUGAGGACAUGGACCACAGGCGCCAAGUGCUAUGGUUGUGGAAAGAAUACAUUGGAUCUGAAGACCCGCCCAGGUACGAGAAAGGAUGGUGUUGGAACACCAGCGAAGACGAAGAUGCCGAUUUCUGGGAACGUGGCGAAGAAGCACAGCCUGAUGAACCUGAGGAAGGUUACGUUUCCAUCGAUGUAGAUGACGCAGAGUAUUCAGCUAUUCAGGAAGCGGCUUUGUUCCUGAUCGCCUUGCACAAAGACAACAAAAAGCAUGACGAGGGAAAUGGAGAAGAGGAAGAAAUUGGCUGGCAUACUUUUCGGUAUGGGUUUACCGAUCAAUCAAUUUACUUUUAGCGAGAACAGCUCUAUUGGCUGUUGCUUC